AUGAUCAAGCCGUUCGUCAGCAUAGUGGUCGCGAGUGUGGUGGUUGCCUGUGUCGGUGCGUUCUUCGUGCCUACGGUUCCAACAUGCCCGAACAAGUGUUGCAACAAACUGCAACCGGUGCCCGUAGUGCAGCAUCAUCUCCCAGUCCCGGUGCAGGUUGAGGUGCAUCAGACAAGUCCGAGCUACCGGCCUGCUUCCUUCCUCGAGCUUACCGAGAUCGUGCUCGAUUGCUUCAAUACGCUGCGCAUCCCGCUGCAACGAUUCCCGUCGUAUUUGUCGGGCAACUUCCCCGACGAUGCGGAAACCAAGUGCUUCCUGCGCUGCAUGGCUAUCAAGUUAGGCGUGUACUGCGACGAGACCGGUGCCGAUCUGGACCGGCACUGCCUGCAAUUCGGAUUGGGCGAAUGCUGCGAGAACUUCGCAAAUCGGCACCUGGUUUGUCUGCAACAAAAUUCGCUCCCUUGCCCGGAUCGCUGUACCGCCGCGUACAAACAGGAGCUUUGUUUCCAGGAGCCGAUAGCCAAGUAUCUGGACUACCACUUCCAGCAACUCGUCGGCUUGCUGCACCAAGCCAAGUGUAGCCAUGAUCUGAAAAUGCUGCACCCUUAA
Messenger RNA from Anopheles nili, 609 nucleotides. RefSeq lists its product as uncharacterized. Lineage: Eukaryota; Metazoa; Arthropoda; Insecta; Diptera; Culicidae. Bases 1 to 609 code for a protein of 202 amino acids. Gene Ontology annotation, molecular function: odorant binding. The transcript has a single exon. Gene Ontology annotation, biological process: sensory perception of smell. The record is from RefSeq and is a predicted model, not a curated record.